GCAAAGAAUGCUCUUCUCGAGACACCGUAGUUUGAAGUGCGGAAAUAUGACAUUCUCUGGGCGAACUGAGGAAAAGUUGACAAACAAGUUCGCUGUCAUGUGAGCAAGAAGAGGCACCACCAUAGUUGGACGACAAAUUCGACUCCGUGUCGCCUUGUCUCAAACUCCACCUCGCUCUAAACCAUGAGCAGCAUGGAGGAAGUGGCCGAAGAGGAUGCACUGGAGGAUGCGCCCAAGGAAGGGGACGUGUGGGGAUCGUCGGUGCGCUGCCUGGGAUACCUGUCCAGUCUGAACCUAAUGGUGGCUGUCUGCUUGGGCAUGUACGUGCGCUGGGAGCUCUCCUCUGAGCCCAUGAUCCUGGUCAUCUUCAUCCUGGGCCUAUUCGUCCUAGGUAUCGCCAGCAUCCUCUACUACUACUUCUCCAUGGAGUCGGCCAGCAUCAGUCUCUUCUACCUGUGGUUCGGCUUCCUCCAGGGCCUCCUCUGCUUCCUCAACAGCCCUGCGCUGGACGCCGAGGUCAAGGAGCAGGUAACCAAUUACCUCCUCCUGGCCAGCGUGUCUGCCCGCGCCCUCUGGGCGGUAACGGAGCGCAUCGGGGGCAGCGUCCGCUACCGGCCGACGCUCCUCACCUCCGAGGAGAUGCUGGAGCUGCUAGGCUUCGCCAUCGCCAGCACCACCUUGCCGCUGGAGAAGUCGGCCGCGCUCCUGGCCCUGGUGCUGGCCCUGGCUGCCACAGUGGUGGACUUGCGCAUGAAGUCCCUUCUGGCCCUGCCCAAUCUGGCUUGCUUCGCCGUGGUCACCUCGGCCUUCUUCUUCAAGGCCAUGAGCGUCCGCACCAAUCCGUUCGCGCUCGGCUGCUACCUGGGCCGACUGCUGUGCGACCCCCUGCUGGAUGUCUACUUCAGUGGCCUGCCGCCGACCGACCGCUGGCGCCCGUUUCUCUCGCUGGGCCGCCUCUGGAGGAAGCUGUCCCUGCUGCCGCUGGCCCUGCUCGAGGGGGCCUUCUUCGGGCUGUGCGCCAUCAAGCUGGGCCACCUGGAGCUGUGGUACCUGGUCAUCCCGGGCUUCUGCGUGUUCGGGCUCUUCUGGGUGCUGUGCCACGCCGUGUUCCUGGCCUCCCUCUGGGGCUUCCACUCCAAGCUGGACGAGUGCCAGAAGGCCCACCGCGCCCAGGCGUCCGAGCUGCGGCCGCUGGACCGCGUCAUGGGCGCUCGGGGCAUGCGCCACUUCUGCCUGGUGUCCGAGAGACUGGUGUUCUUCAGCCUGCUGUCCACAGCCAUUCUGGGUGCCGUGUCCUGGCAGCUCUCUAACGGGCUGUUCAUGGGCGUGUUGCUGGUGGUGCUGCCGUUAGAGUCCCUGGCCCACGGCCUCUUCCAUGAGCUGGGCGGCUGCCUGGGAGGCACCUGUGCUGGAUACGCCAUAGUCAUACCCACCAGCUACUACAGUGCUGAUGGCCAGCUGGUCCUCCUCCCCCCGGAGCAGGUACAGGAGCUGAACGCGCGCUCUACCGCCGCCCUGUCGGCCUUGCAGCGCCUCUUCUCGCACCACCUCAUCCACACGUUCGGCUGCGACUACUCCACCAGCAGCCUGAGCCUGGAGGCCCUGCUGGUCAAGCUCAGGACUUUCCUGGAGCUGCGCACCCCCGAGGGGCCGCGCCACGACACCUACCUGCUCUACUACAGCGGGCACACGCUGCGCACUGGAGACUGGGCACUGGCAGGUGGGGACACGUUGCGGAUGGACCAGCUGCUGGAGCUGUGGCGGGAGCGCAACGCUGGCCACUGCUCACGCCUCAUCCUGGUCCUGGACACGGACCACUCCCAGCCCUGGGUCCGUGCCGUGCGGCGCGUCGAGGGCCUCUACAUCGCCGUGCAGGGAGCCCAGCUCCAUCCGACCGCCGCCUCCGCCAGUAACCGCUCCGGCGACCUGGAGGCCGGCGAUCCUCUCCUCAACAACGACGUCUCGGCGUCGCCACCAUGCCUGGGUGACUUCACGAAAGCCUGGGUCGACUACAACUGCAGUGCCACCGUCGCGGAGGGCAACGGCCGGCCCUGGGCGGAGCAGGCGGGCGCCCGCGGCAUCGAGGCGGACUACGGCGUGUCUAAGCCCUGGGCCGACUUCUCGCUGCACCUGCCCACGGGCAGCGACAUGAGCCGCCACUGGGAGGCGCACUUCCCGCGGGCCACCUACCCGGCGCUGGCCGUGGCUAACUGGUGCUGCGCGCUGCAGCCGUUCUGGGCGUGUGGCGCCUGCCUCCGCUGCUUCCGCCGCUUCAAGCUGGCCUGGUGUCCACCCAGCGUGCUGGACACGGGACAGGGCAUACGCCUGGUGCGCUCCUGAGGACUGUUUCUCACACACACACACACACACACACCUCUGGUGAUGACCAGGACAUAGAACAGGGCAUCUCACUAGUGUGCUCAAGGAAAGAAACAUCCAACUAGUCUGCUUCUGAAUGCAGGUGCUGUUAUAUGUGUGCCAACUCUGAUUGACUGCACCUUAAUGUUAGGCCAAACACCUAAGACCCCCCCC
Messenger RNA from Alosa alosa (allis shad), 2532 nucleotides. It is a transcript of the gene tmem168a, whose product is annotated as transmembrane protein 168a. The transcript has 5 exons. The record is from RefSeq and is a predicted model, not a curated record. Bases 184 to 2340 code for a protein of 718 amino acids. NCBI's taxonomy places the organism in Eukaryota, Metazoa, Chordata, Actinopteri, Clupeiformes, Clupeidae.